Messenger RNA from Ilyonectria robusta, 1317 nucleotides. RefSeq lists its product as uncharacterized. The record is from RefSeq and is a predicted model, not a curated record. Lineage: Eukaryota; Fungi; Ascomycota; Sordariomycetes; Hypocreales; Nectriaceae. Gene Ontology annotation, biological process: DNA-templated transcription. The transcript has 5 exons. Gene Ontology annotation, molecular function: DNA binding; zinc ion binding. The annotation marks the transcript as partial.
AGCUCGAUCAUUGCGAUUUGCUCGGAAGCUGCUACUGACUGGGUAGUUCAACAAACAGGGAAUACAUGCUAUUCUGAUCUCAGCGCAUCAAUCGCGUCCAUGAUCAUCAGUCAGCUAACGUUGGACAAGGGGUUUAGUUCGAAGAGAGCCCCUGAGCCGAAUUUUGAGACAGCAUGGAUGUAUUACGAAGCGUAUUUUCAACAGGCUGACUCUGUGUUUCGUGUUAUAAACCGUCCUGUGUUUGAAGCUCGCCUGCGUGGGACUUUCAAUAAAGACGAGACGUCGGUUGAUGACCCGGCUUGGUACGCACUCCGUAAUACGGUUUACGCGGCUGGGAAACGACAGUUGCUCAACAACAGCCCGGCUCAGCUCAGUUUCUCUCAUAUCCAAUCCAAAUGCUGGCCCUAUUUUGAAAACGCCAUGGCUGUAUACUCUGAGAUCCUCUUCUCAAGGGUCGAGAUCUUAGGUGUACAAGCGUUGAUUGCGAUGGCCAUGUUUGUAGAGGGACUUGGAAGCCCUAACUUGCAAUACAUGCUCUGUGCAAGUGCGUCUCGUCUGGCACAGUCCCAAGGGUUACAUCGAGACCCUCCAUCCAGUUGGAACCUAUCCAAAGCUCAGAGAGCACAGAGAAGUCUUCUCUUCUGGACAAUAUAUGCUUAUGAUAAGCACAUAUCAUUACGCGCUGGGCGGCCAUCGGUUGUUCACCACGCUCGUCUAUCCUCCGAAGUGACGCACUGGUUAUCAACCUUCCAGAGCGACAACGUUACCCUCCGGGAAUCCAUUCGAAAGUUGCAAAGUCUCAACGAUCAAUUGACCGCAUGGAUUCGCUCCCUCCCAGCGCCUCUCCGCCCGGGUCCUGACUUGAAGCGAACAUCAACCACCAGCAUAAAGCUGCAUAUUAACCAAACCAUCUACAUUCACUACGCACUCCACGGCACCAUAAUUGCGCUGAAUUCAUCUUUUGCUUGGCCAUGGCUGGCUGAAAGCCUGAGGCCUAAGAAUAUCGUUCUUUACGAAAGCCAGUCUCAGAAAAGUACACUGCUGGUGAUGAGCGCAGCGCGAGCAAUUAUUAAAUUGACACAUUUUAUCGACAUUGACUGCGCUACGCCUGUUUGGUUGUCAUUCUAUUACCCCUUGAUCGCCAUACUCAAUCUAUUCAUCCACAUUCUUCGUUUUCCAAACUUACCCACCGUUCAAGCAGAUCUUGCGCUCCUGGACAUCGCCACAGGCUAUUUUAGUCGCGUGGAACUGGCAACUGGCGCUUCAAUGUCAUUUCGAUUUGUACGCGAUCUUUCCAAAUGCGCCCAGGAUGUUGUU